Molecule: messenger RNA, 336 nt
Organism: Macrosiphum euphorbiae (potato aphid)
Lineage: Eukaryota; Metazoa; Arthropoda; Insecta; Hemiptera; Aphididae
Source: the annotation of a GenBank genome assembly
AUGCGAAACCUUGUGUCGCAAUUAACUAUAUGGGUAUUCCCAGCGUUCACGGAAAGUGCCCUAGGUGUUUUCCAAACGGCCCAUGGGUUUCUCCCAGUAUCGUUUCUCACGUGGUUUUGGGGCUUCCCGAGAUCACCGAAAUGCGUUAUACUAUGUUUUGUUGAGGCUACCCGUUGGUGGUUGAUGCCCUUUUGUACGCUAGUGUUGUUGGUCAGACUAUCCUGUCCCAUACCCAGUACCAUGCCUUUCCACGUGGUCCAUAGACAAAUGUUUGCUACUACACGUGGAGGACCCGUGGGAUCACCCGUGAUAAGUAUUGUGGUUAUAUUGACUUAA